AUGGCAACUGAAAUGGCUACCGAAGUGCCAACAGCAAUCCCCCAGGCGGAGCUUACCCCUCUAAGCCUCAAGCCCAGAGAACUCUCCUUCACUUUGCCCAGAGCUUUGCACACGACAGCACAUAUUCACUUGAACUUUAUGAACCAUUGUGCUACAGUUUUCCUGGCUACUUCAACACCUGGUGACUCGGGUGGCUCUAUCAAGCCGAUGGGAAGCUUUGUCUACGCGAUGCCCGAUCGCACAUCACCCAAAUCAACAAUCUCAACGACACUUUACACAUCACCCUCUAGCAUUGAAUACACAACCCGCAUAGCCAAAAUCCUGGCUAGACGGCUUGGCAUGCCCGUCUACGUUGGUUGCAGUAUCGAUCCCCACUCCUUGGGCUUGGAAGUCCAAGAAGAAAUGGAGGGGCUUACAAGCAUUGUUAACGCGGUUAUGACCAAUUGGGAGGAGCAUAAACAGGAGAAAGCUGCAAGUGAGAAAUAG
Messenger RNA from Penicillium nucicola, 486 nucleotides. Its product is annotated as proteasome assembly chaperone 4 family protein. The record is from RefSeq and is a predicted model, not a curated record. NCBI's taxonomy places the organism in Eukaryota, Fungi, Ascomycota, Eurotiomycetes, Eurotiales, Aspergillaceae. Gene Ontology annotation, biological process: proteasome assembly. The coding region runs from base 1 to 486 and encodes 161 amino acids. The transcript has 2 exons.